Pantherophis guttatus is the source of this 6077-nucleotide messenger RNA. The record is from RefSeq and is a predicted model, not a curated record. Lineage: Eukaryota; Metazoa; Chordata; Lepidosauria; Squamata; Colubridae.
ACAAUGGUAGUACUCCCAAAAAAAAAAGUGGUGUUAUUAGCCAUCAAACAUCAAAAAUACACUUUUCCCAAAAAGUUCCCACAGAAACCUCUCCUCUCCCUCUUCUCUCCUCCCUCAGGCUAAGUCCACAGAAGCCUCUCCUCUCCCCCUUCUCUCCCUCAGGCUAGGCCCACAGAAGCCUCUCCUCUCCCCCUUCUCUCCCUCAGGUUAGGCCCACAGAAGCCUCUCCUCUCCCCCUUCUCUCCCUCAGGCUAGGCCCACUGAAGCCUCUCCUCUCCCCCUUCUCUCCCUCAGGUUAGGCCCACUGAAGCCUCUCCUCUCCCCCUUCUCUCCCUUAGGCUAGGCCCACAGAAGCCUUUUCUCUCCCCCUUCUCUCCCUCAGGUUAGGCCCACAGAAGCCUCUCCUCUCCCCCUUCUCUCCCUCAGGCUAGGCCCACAGAAGCCUUUUCUCUCCCCCUUCUCUCCCUUAGGCUAGGCCCAAAGAAGCCUCUCCUCUCCCCCUUCUCUCCCUCAGGCUAGGCCCACAGAAGCCUCUCCUCUCCCCCUUCUCUCCCUUAGGCUAGGCCCACAGAAGCCUUUUCUCUCCCCCUUCUCUCCCUCAGGUUAGGCCCACAGAAGCCUCUCCUCUCCCCCUUCUCUCCCUCAGGCUAGGCCCACAGAAGCCUUUUCUCUCCCCCUUCUCUCCCUCAGGCUAGGCCCAAAGAAGCCUCUCCUCUCCUCUCCUCUCCUCUCCUCUCCUCUCCUCUCCCCAUCCUCUCCUCUCUCAGGCUAGGCCCACAGAAGCCUCUCCUCUCCCCCUUCUCUCCCUCAGGUUAGGCCCACAGAAGCCUCUCCUCUCCCCCUUCUCUCCCUCAGGCUAGGCCCACAGAAGCCUUUCCUCUCCCCCUUCUCUCCCUCAGGCUAGGCCCACAGAAGCCUCUCCUCUCCUCUCCUCUCCCCAUCCUCUCCUCCCUCAGGCUAGGCCCACAGAAGCCUCUCCUCUCCCCCUUCUCUCCCUCAGGCUAGGCCCACAGAAGCCUCUCCUCUCCUAUCCCCAUCCUCUCCUCCCUCAGGCUAGGCCCACAGAAGCCUUUUCUCUCCCCCUUCUCUCCCUCAGGCUAGGCCCACAGAAGCCUCUCCUCUCCUCUCCUAUCCCCAUCCUCUCCUCCCUCAGGCUAGGCCCACAGAAGCCUCUCCUCUUCCCCUUCUCUCCCUCAGGCUAGGCCCACUGAAGCCUCUCCUCUCUUAUCCCCAUCCUCUCCUCCCUCAGGCUAGGCCCACAGAAGCCUUUCCUCUCCCCCUUCUCUCAGGCUAGGCCCAUUGAAGCCUCUCCUCUCCCUUUUUCCUCCCAGGAAAGGCAUUGUUGAAGGAUGGGAAAUGGGGAGGUAGAGUGGGGGUGAGUAGAUAGCUUGCAGGCAGAGUUUGGGGGAAAAACAUCAGUACUGCAGUUAUUAAACAGAUAACAAAAUGGGGACACCACAGAUGAGAAAAGGAAGCUGGAUUCACAUGCUUCAGGAAAAAGAUGGACAGAUAAAACCAAUUAAAGACAUACAGUAAAUACAAGAACGAAACUUUUCCUGUACAUGAAGUUUAAAGAUUCCCUCAUAACUCUGGGCUGUUCUCAAAAGUACAGAGAGGGAAGGAAGAAAUUGGACACAGUUCCCUCUUCACUCUGUUUUGUGGGCGUUUUCUUUCUUUUCAUUGCUUUAACUUUUUUUUUUGUCUUUUUUUUUUUGUUUGUUUUGGAGACAUUUUAGAGUUUCAAUGACCCUGAGGCCAAGGUCUGGGAAAAAUCCAUCCAUAGACACAAUGGGUCUGUGCCAGGAAGGGAGGCUUACCCGGGCCAGGUCCGUUGGUCAGGUUAUCUUGAAGUCCCAUCUUGAGGAGCCAAACUGAUGGAAGAAAUAUCCCUCUGGUUCAGUUCCAAGCUGGGAGAAAGACACUGGAAACAUGGAGGCUGAUUGGAAAGAUGGUUUAUUGAUGGACAGGAUGACAUGGGUCCUGUCCAUCCUGGGCAGAUGAACACAUGGAGUAGAGAGUCAGGGGGGAAAUAUAAUAUUCUGCCUUUUUAAUAUUUCAUUCUUCUGGGAGGGAGUGGCUUCCCACAAUGGUUAUAGCAUUGUUUCCUGUAAAGAGAGAUUUCAGAUUGGUGCAGUAGAAAUAGCAACACUGAAUUUAUGCACGCACACAAACAUAAAGCAAAACUCCGAAGGAGGAACUCCUGAAACAAAUCUUCCCAACAACCUAACACCGAUGCAGAACUCAGCAGGGAGCUGGAGGAGAGGCACAGGAGAAUCGAUAAUUUGGAACAACAACUUGAAGUGGAGAGGAAGGAGUAUAAGAGCCUCCUUCUGCAGCAAGCUGGGGAGAAACAGGAGCUCCUCACAGAGAACAAAACUCUCCAAGAACAACUGGAGAGAAAUUCAAAAAUAUUCGACGAGAUGAUUGAGGAACGAAUGAAUCUAAAGGAGGAAAUUAAGGACUUACAAAUUAGGAACGAGAAGUUGAGCGAGGAGAAGGCAACAAUCCUGCGGAAUUUCAGGGAGAGGCUGAGGAGGAAAGAAACAGAGGCAGAGACUGACCAUCAUGGUGAAGGGGCUGGAAGAUCAGGAGGAAGACUUUGAAAAGCUCCCGAGGAUCCCAAGAUAUACAGAAACAUCUGCCAGGAGCUUCAAAUAGAAUAGAAUUUUUUAUUGGCCAAGUGUGAUUGGACACUGAAGGAAUUUGUCUUGGUGCAUACGCUCUCAGUGUACAUAAAAGAAAAGAUAUGUUCAUCAAGAAUCAUAAGGAACUCAAACCAUGUGAUCCUGUCCACCAUUAAAUCAUCUUUCCAAGCAGUCUCCAUGUUUCCAGUGUCUUUUUUCCCCACUUGGAGCUGAACCCAGAAGGAUAAUUCUUCUAACAAGUUGAAAACCAGGGAAACCGCUGGAUUCAGGGUUUCCGGCUUCCUCUGGCCAGUCCCCUCGCUUGCUUGAAGCUGUUUGAAGAGAAGCAAAAAGAACGGUUAUGGGAAGGCUGCCCUGUUUGAAGGUCUGAGGAGGGUGGGGAAAAUUACCCUCCAUGAGAUCCUGACGGACAGAAAUUUGCACCAAGACAACAAAUAUGUUCAGCUCAGGGAUGUUUAUUCCAGAGCCAGCAAACCCCACCUGGAAGAAGGGAAAAAAAUAUCCCCCAGGAUGACUGACCAGAGGUGCGUCCAGCUUUCAACGGAGAAGGUUACCAGCACUGUCCAUAUUCUGGGCACCGAGCUCUUCCUGGACAUCCUUGGGGCAGCCCCGAGGGCUGCGACCUGCUUCGAGAUCUGGGCCACCCACGGCCUGAACAUCUACAAAAUCGAGGAUCACAUGACAAAAUCGAAGGUCUGCUGCCACGACUCAACAUGGCCGCUGGACCAAACCGUCAAAUUCAGCGCCACCAUGGAUGCACCCAGCGACCAAGUCGAUGACAAAAAGAUCAGAGUUUCGUACUAUGAGUGUAACGACAAGAUCCCCAUCGCCAAAGCGAUUCUGCAUAUUACCUGCAUAGAAAUGUCCCUGGAUGCUGAUAUAAACCGUUCAGGAAUGGUGACCAGAGGAGGGAAGCAAAAGGAUCAGUGGACGUGGGGUCCAGAUGGAAAAGGCGCCAUUCUCUUGGUGAACUGCGACCGAGACAAUCCUAAAGCCAAAGAGGAAGACAACAAGGACACCAAGCUGACGUCCAAGCAAGACCUCCAGGACAUGUCCCGUAUGAUCCUGACAACUCAGGGACCUAAUGAAGUUUUUGCAAACUACCAGCUGACUCUCCACAUCUCGAAAGCUGAUUGUGACAAAGUGGGAGUCUUCUACGCUCAAGACAAGAAGGAGCAGAGAUAUUACAAACAUGUUCUAGGAUCCGAAAAAAUCUCCUACCAUGUGAAACGGAACCUUGGUCAAGUGGAGAGCAUUUUCUAUGUGGAAGGGCUGAAAUUUCCAGACAUUGACUUUUCAGGGCUUGUCACUUUCCACGCUUCACUCCUGGAGCCCGCCAAGAAGGGGGUCCCAGAAACUUCCAUUUUCACGGAUACUUUGGUCUUCCGGGUUGCUCCAUGGAUUAUGACCCCAAACACCUUGCAGCCAGUUUCUGUUUACAUCUGCAGUGUUGAUUACAAUAAGGAUUUUGUGGAACAUAUAAGGAAGCUUGCCACAAAAGCUGGAUGCAAAUGUAUUAUCUGUCCGAAAGAGAAAAAUCGAGGUGACAAAUGGAUCCAGGAUGAGAUGGAGUUUGGGUACAUCCAGGCUCCCCACAAAACAUUUCCAGUUGUCUUUGACUCCCCAAGGGACAGAGGGCUCAAAGAUUUCCCCUUUAAGGAGGUUUUGGGUCCAGAUUUUGGGUAUGUAAAACGGGAACUAUCCUCCAAGGAGCUUGGUUCUAGCCUGGACGGAUUUGGGAAUCUUGAAGUCAGCCCUCCGGUGAAUGUCAAAUUCAAGGAAUAUCCCCUUGGGCGUAUCCUAAUAGGGGCCGCUCUUCCUAGGUACAGCCCAAUGUCCAAACUGGUCAAGGACUUCCUCUACGGCCAAGUUGUACAAUCUCCCAUUGAACUCUACUCAGAUUGGCUCUAUGUGGGACACGUAGAUGAAUUCCUCAGCUUCGUACCUGCUCCAGACCAGAAGGGUUUCCGUCUGCUGCUGGCCAGCCCGAGAGCCUGCUUCAAACUGCUGGAAGAGAAGGAAAAGGAAGGACACGGGAAAGCCAAAAUGCGUGAAGGUCGGAAAGCCAAAAUGCCUGAAGGAUUUAAAUUCCAGGAUCAGAAAGAGCGGAAGCUCUGCUCCAUAUCAGAAAUUAUUGCUGACGGUUUGUUCCGGCAGUACAACGAUAAGUGCCAAAAGUAUAUUGAUGGGAACAGAAAAACCCUUAAGGAGGAGCUGGGCCUGACAGAGGAAGACAUUAUUGAGAUACCUCAGCUUUUUUACUCUUCUCAGGAGGUGCCUGAGAAUUCCAGUUCCCAAAUGGUCAGGGCUUCCGCUAAGGCUUAUUUCCCAGACAUGGUAAAUAUGAUUGUUCUGGGGAAACACCUGGGCAUCCCAAAGCCGUUUGGACCCAUCAUUGACGGCCAAUGCUGCUUGGAGAAAGAGGUCCGACGUCUCCUGGAGCCCUUAGGGUUGUCCUGCAAUUUCAUCGAUGACUACGGAACUUACUACCUCUUAAGUGGCGAUGUUCAUUGUGGCACAAAUGUCCUCCGGAAGCCCUUUUCCUUCAAGUGGUGGAACAUGAGGCCUUGAGGGCCUCAUCACGCCUUCUGUUUUCCACUCAAAUCAAGAUGAUGACACAGACCUUCUCCUGCACUUCGUCAGGAAAUCCGAUCAACUGUCCAAGAAAUCCUGGGUGAUUCCUCUUUCGGUGGUUAUAUGAAGGUGCUUGCAAGCUUCUCUUGUGAUUUAGGCUUUCUCCAGUAUCUUUUCUCAUCUCUAAAUGUUAUCAGUUUGCCAAGAUGUUUAGUUGUGUUCGCCAAUCACCGAAAAGAACAGAGGGCAGCUAUGUUCAGGCAGGAUGCUCUAAACCUUCUCCUUAUCCAUGCACAGUAAUUCUAAAACUAGUUAUAGAAGAUCAGUGAGACAUUUCAUAACCCCAGUAGGUUCAUUUGUCCUUCAAAGAAUGCUAUUUCUCUCACCUCACCAAACCUCAUCGGCUCAGGUUUAGUCACCUAGAUUUUGUCACAAAUCAAGAAAUGACCAACACUCUUUAAAGGUAGAUAUCCAACAGAUGUAGAACAUUUUCCAAAAAAACAAGUUGGUCCAAGGUCUUGUGAACUGGGACGAUGGAAGUUUUUGACCUAAAAGUACCAGAUGUGGCCAUUGGCCCCAGAUGUGUUGUGAAGGCUGGCAGCCCUUCCAAGUGUACAGAUCAAAAUAGUGAUGAGUAAUUAAUCCAUAUUUUAGCUUCAUGUUAAUUUCUAUCAUUUCAAACCAUUUGAUUUGCCAAGAGGCAUUAUGAAGGUACGAUGAUCGUCAAGUCCAUAUUUCUUUGGCUAUUAAUUUUUAAAUGGAAUGCGUACCACCGCUGAAUUAUUUUAUAUUUUUUAAAAAAUCACAGGGGCUUUUCUCACGGAUCUACAAAUUGUUUGAAUAAAUUGUGAAGAACUU